AUGAAGAUCGGCAAGGGUCAAAUGUAUGCGCUGGUAACAGAUCGAAAGAAUAGCAAGAUUCAUUCGAGAAAAUCAACAGUAAGACCAGAAGGUGGAAUAUUUUCUUCUACUGACAUUUCUUAUGCCGAGACUUCAACUGUAAUUGAAGAUGACAAUGACGAAUCUUUGGAUAUUAAGAAAGAAAUUAUGGAAGAUCAGGAGACUUCGUCGAAAGAAGUUUCAGGCCAAACAGGGAAAUUAAAUAGUAAUUGGAAGAAAACAAGAAUAAUGUCAACAGGAGAGUGUGAAGCAUAUAUUUUACAACACCAAAAGGAACAAUAUAGUGCGUUGUUUGAAAAUAUUGAAGCGGAUUUUACUUACACAAUUGAUGACAGCAAUGACGAAACAUUGGAAAUUAAGGAAGAAAUUAUCGAAAUUGAAUAUACCAUUGAUGAAACCUUGGAAAUCAAGGAAGAAAUUACAGAAGCUCAAGAGACUGCAGGUCAAAAACAUUACAAAAAAUACGAGUCAAUAUUGGAUGCUGUUGAUGAAAAAGAAACUGAUAAUUUUUCUCCCAAACAGAAACAGCCUGCCCAUAAUAGUCCGAAAAUUAAGGCGUCAGAACAGGAACUGGAAACGAAGUACAAAUGCGAGCAGUGUGCUCGCUGUUAUAAAUGGAAAAAACAUUUGAAUUACCAUAUAAAAUACGAAUGCGGCGUCAGGCUACCGUUCAUAUGUAAAUUCUGCGGCAAUCUAUAUAAACGGAAAAAUAGUAUGAAUGCCCAUAUAAGACGCGUGCAUCACAAAAUAAAUUUGAAGAAGUCAGGAUUGAUACAUAAAUGCGACGAAUGUUCGAGAAGUUACAAUUGGCAAAGUGGUUUAUGUAGACAUAAACGUGCAGAACAUGCACCACUUUUUACACAAUUUACUUGUAACUCUUGUGGCUUUAAAACGAAGCGAAAAGGCCGUUUGUCAGCACAUAUUAGUUUACGCCAUCUCGAAGAAUUUUAAUAAGAAAUUAAAAAACUUCUUUUUUCUUUACGUUAAAUUUUGAGUAAACUUAAAUUAUUUUUCCUGAACAUCACUGCAUAACACUGAAUUUUAGUUUCUGAGGGUUUGAAAUCUUUUUUGUUUUGAGUAAGCCAAUUCUCAGGUUUUUCACGUUGCUUUCCCUACAAUUUUACAUAGUUGAAAUAGGUCGGAAUAAAAAAUAACUUUUUCCAUAUUAUUGACAUUGUUCGCUGUUUUUUAUUUCAUGAAGUAUUUUGUGGCUUGAAUGAAAGAACUAAUUUCGAAGACUCUAUAAUUAUAUAAAAUUUGAUGUGAUAGGUGUUAUCAUAAUCGAAUUUCAUCAUUAAAAUAAGUAUUUUCUGUCAAACUUAAAAAUAAAUUUUAGUUUCUGGCGGAUUAAAAUUGAUUAACUCUUCAUAAGAACAGCAAAGACAAAAAGUAUAAGCGUUCCAGGUAAAAAUUCAAGGAGGCAAUCUCGGCAUAAGAGGAAAUUAAGAUUAGCAAGAACAAUAUGCAUGCGCUGAUAAAUGGUUCAAAAUCGCUUUAAAGGGACAAAAGCCCUUCUCUUUUUUUGAAACAUUUUAACAUUUUAAACCUGUUUCAGUUAUUCGUAAAAUUUUACAAUAAUGUACCUUAAAUAAAAUAAUCAUUCAGGCACAAACCAGUAUAAGAAAAGAGUAAUCUAGGUCAAAGAGCUUUUCAACAUUAUAAUGCACAUCUAAUUAAUAUUAUUAAUUA
Molecule: messenger RNA, 1728 nt
Organism: Belonocnema kinseyi
Lineage: Eukaryota; Metazoa; Arthropoda; Insecta; Hymenoptera; Cynipidae
Product: zinc finger protein 809-like
Exons: 5
Coding region: 1-990 (329 amino acids)
Biological process (GO): regulation of transcription by RNA polymerase II
Cellular component (GO): nucleus
Molecular function (GO): RNA polymerase II transcription regulatory region sequence-specific DNA binding; DNA-binding transcription factor activity, RNA polymerase II-specific
Source: RefSeq, a predicted model, not a curated record